CCGGCUCGUCCAAGCGUCUACAGUGUCGACGACUUGCUCGACUCUUCGCCUUUCCACCCGGCCAUUUCCUUUCUCAUUGAAGCCGAUCUUCAAAUCUCUACUGCGUUCGACAGCGCGGACAGGCUUCGAGCCCCUUUUCAACCGCGCUGAUCUCUGUUCAUCUCUCAUAUCCCUCGACAUUUCUCUGCAGAGCAUCCGACCUCGGCUACGUUUUUCUCCGUCAUCUUCCUCUCCUCAUCCUCCUCCCUUUUAUCCUUUGGCCCCUGAUCCCUUCCCGACCUCUCGCCAAACCGCGCAGAGCAACAAGAAAUCUCCGUAGCUGUCCUUUGGUGAUCUUUCUCCCACUUCCUCCUCUCCGAUCCGAUCUGUAUCGCUAGGUGUAUUAUGUCUGCGGCGACGGUGGCCGGCAUUGGCCCGCCACCAGGCCUCGGUGGACCGCAACGGUCGGUCAGCGGCGAUGAUGGCAUGCUCCACAAGACGAUGCCUGGUGGAACCGAGUCGUUUGACACUGUGAAGAAGGUAUCGUCGCUGGGCCUGGCUGCCCACGCCGAUGAUCCUCGCCGCUACAAACGAGGACUGCUGCUGGCCAUUAGCAAGAGUCCGCUCGUCGAGCUUCCCAAGGGCAUGCCUCCUCUGGGAGGUUGGUACGGCGACUGGGAACCAUAUCACCCUCGAGCCCAACAUCAUCAUGGGGCUGCGGGCAUGGCGCCCAUGGGAAGCAUCGGUUCAGGCGCACGGGUCGAGAGGAGUGGAGUGCGGGGUCAUGCGGCAAACAAUGCAGCUGGUGGUGGUGAAGAUCUCGGAGAAGCAGGCUACGGUGCGGCAGCGUCUGGCAUGGCUGGCGGCAUGCGCGAAAAGGGCGGUCGCUUCCGUCGCUUGGAAGAUCGCGAACGUGAUGAUGGUGCUUUGAACUCGAGACGGUUCCCACCGUCGGGAAAGAACCCCUUUGGACAAGUGUCGGCCAGCGGCACCUUUCGGCCCGCUGGCAAGGAAGGCCUGGAAAGUCCACUGAACAGCAGGUUCGGUAACGUGGGCCGAGGCCCGAGAUCGCCGCUCGAUGACCGCAGGCGCGGGGGACGUGACGGCGAGGGACGUGACUUUGGAGCGUUGCGGGACCGGAGAAGGGACGAGCAUCCGCAGGAAGAGGACGACGAGUGGGAAAGUGUUCCCAGGAGCCCAGAGACGGAGAGGAGGAUUCGGGCGGGCUAUGCCGACGCAGCUUCAGACUGGCGUCGAGGCUCGGCCAGUAAGCAGGGCGCGGGCCUGGCGAGGGAGAGGGGAGGCAUGCGAGCCGAGUCUGCCAGGAAGACGUCGUUUCCAGCGUGGAUGGCCGACGAGCAAGAGCCGUCGUGGAUGGCCGACGAUGGACUGCAAUCUGCUGGAGGCCGACGGGGACAAAACAACGACUCGAGGAGACGUGGUGGUGGAUAUGGGGCAGAGAUCGACGUUGACCCCGACGAUAUUGACAUUGACACGACGGGCAUGGACAGCAUCCAGGCCUUCAAGGAGAAGAUGAAGGAGAAGGAGCGUCGAGCAAAGGAGCGAGACCAGCCAGGUGCUGCUGGCAGCCGCGAGGCUUCCUUGUCUGCCGGUUCUUCGAUCGCAGCGACUGCCGCUGCAGGGCCGCCGCCCGGACUGGGCAAGAGGCCAAUCGGUGGAGGAAACAAUGCCGGAGAAGCCGAUGGCUCAGCCGCACUCAGGUCUGCCGGUCUCGCUUCGGCUGCUCAUGAGGCAGACGGCGACGAGGGACUGGCGAGGGGCCAAAAGCACGACGCCGGAUCUAACAGCCUCUUUGACAAUUUUGCCAAUUCUCCAUCCAAGCGAGGCCAGCAGGGAGGGGACGGCGAUAUUGGAGAGCCGCCUGGUCUUCCUGGAAGAUCGAGUCGAUUUGCCAGAUUCUUUGAUGGCAAGCCACAAGCGGCCGCUCUCGCUGCCCAGCAGAAGCAGCUCGAGGCUCGUGGCUAUGGAGGCCCUUCGGAUGCGGCCCAUUCACCUGUCGACUCCCAUCCGACAUCGGCCUCGGCUGAUCAACAGAUCAAGCUCGACGACCUCUUCAGCUCAAUGGCCCUGGGCAAGCAGCAGCAACAAGCACAGCAUCAGCAGCAGCAGCAGCAGCAGCAGCAGCAGCAGCAGAGUGCACCACGCCAUCAGCAGAAGGACGCCGCUCCGUCUGCCGGAGCUGCUCCUCCUCCCGGCCUCGCUCCACCCGCCCCUCCAAGUGGACCUCAGCGUAAUCCGAGCGAGGCCGACCUACAGAGCAUGCAGAAGAUCAUGGCCGUUCUUGGAGGCAGCGGUGGGCAGCAGGACAAGCCCUCGCCGAGGUCGCACUCGCCCGAACAGCAGCGCUUCGAUGCCACGUCUCCCUAUCAGCAACGGCAGCAGCAGCAGCCUCCUGCAGGCCUGGCUGCAUUGCUCAGCGGCGGAGCUGGUGCCGGCGCUGGUGCUGGUGCUGGUGCCAGUGGGCAAGGAUCGCCUGGACCCAGGUCCCAUAGUCCGGCCAUGGCCUUCCAGACCGGCGCUGACAGUCAGCGUGGUGCAACGGCUCCCCAAGCGUGGAACGCUAGCCCGGGCCAGCAGCAGUCUUACGCUCAUCCACAGAGUACCGGCCCAAGGAUGACCAACCAGGGCAGCACGCCAUCGCCUGCCUUUGGUAGGAGUCCGGCCGGACAUUCACCUCAUCCGCAGGGUCCUCCUGGCCUGUCGAGACCGGAGCAACAGCAACAAGCGCAGCAGCAGCAGCAGCAGCAGCAGCAGCAACAACAACAGCAGCAGCAGCAGCAACCGUCCCCCUUCAUGGGUCAGAGUAGCGGUCGUCCUCCCUUUGGUGUCGAUCCUCGCAUGCUCGGCCGUCCUCCAAUGCCUCCUGGCGGAUUUCCGCCUCACCUUGCUGCUGCACUCAACGGCAUAAAUGCGCGAGGCCCACCUGGACCCCCUCCACCGCCUCCUGGCAUGGGUGGCUUCCCACCUGGACCUCCCAAUGGGUUUCCCAGCCACCAUGUCCAGCCACCGCCCCUUGGCGGACUGCCUCCCCACCUGCAGCAGCACCUCAUGACGCUCCCUCCUCAUGUUCAGCACCAUGUCCUAGCCCAGCACUUUGGAGGACACUUCCGUGGCCCGCCUCCCCCACCGCCCCCGCCGCAACAACAACAACAGCAGCAGCAGCAGCAGCAGCAGCCUCACCAGUUUGCAAACUCGCCCAAUGCGAGCGCAAACCUGAUGGCCCUUCUACAACAGCAGCAAGGCGGUGGAAACGGCGGAAGUCAAUAGCUCAAAUACAAACUAAUCUCGACGACUACGACUCUCGACCUUUUCUCUCCUCUAACGAAUGUCUAGUCCCGCUGUCGUGAAGGCCUCUCUCUCCUUCCCUCUCCUGUGUUCUCCAUAUCUAUCUCUUGUCUCGUCUCUUAUGUUUUUACCAUCGGGCAAUCUGAACUCAAAGCUCCUGUUGACACUGGAAAGGCCC
This is a messenger RNA of Acaromyces ingoldii, 3463 nucleotides long. RefSeq lists its product as hypothetical. The transcript is spliced from 5 exons. The coding region runs from base 385 to 3267 and encodes 960 amino acids. The record is from RefSeq and is a predicted model, not a curated record. NCBI's taxonomy places the organism in Eukaryota, Fungi, Basidiomycota, Exobasidiomycetes, Exobasidiales, Cryptobasidiaceae.